CUCCUUGAGUAGAAGUAGUGGGGAAUGCUGUUACCAAGUUACUAGCGUGAGGGGAGUGAGUUAAACAUCUCUGAUUUAUAGAGUGCUUUCUAGAUUAUGGAAAAUUGUUUACACGAUUGUUGGUAGCACUGAUCAAGAAAUAUUUGAAGAAUCCUUUUGGUAAAAGUUUGUAAACAUUGGUACAACGCAGCAUCCAUUUUGAAAGCGAAGCUACUCGAAAAGCACGUUAAACUGCUCUUCACACUCUUCAGGCGGAAGCAUUCAUUUGUGCUAUUUUAGUGCCAUUAUAACUUGUGUAUAGUUUCGUUAACAAUUAUAAGGCGUAACUUUAUAAAAUAAAAAACAAAAUGCAAGGAACUAUCAUAGAAAACUUAAGUGGUAGAAAACUUUCGGUACUUGUAAUACUGCUUAUUCUUGCGCAAAUUGUUUGUUUUCUAAUAGGCGGGCUCAUUGCUCCAACACCUGCUAGUAGUCAAAAUAUACUUGGUACACCGUGCAAAGAUAUUCGUGUAAAUGGAUCUGAACCUGGAGGAGGCAAAUGGUUUUAUUCAAGGGGAAAGGGAUCUUGUAUUCCUGUUGAUAUGAAUCGUUUUAGCUUUGAUAGUCAUCAUCAAGCAUAUCAAGUUGUUUAUACUUUUCAAAUGCCUGUUCCACGAAACAGUAUGCAACUUGAUUAUUCUAGAUGGCAACAAAAUUUAAUUGGUGUUUUACAAGUGGACAUUGCUUACCAUAGCCAAAUAGAAAUUGCUCCUAGAACUAAAAUAACAUUGGAUGCAAGACUUGCAUAUAGGAACAAAGGAGAUUCUGAUGAUGCUUGGAAACCAUAUGCUGCCUCUGUGGUGGAAAGGAUUUUAGAUUGCAGUAUUGAUGAUGCAAUGGAACAGUAUAACUAUAAUUGCAGCAUGGUACCAUUAUUUGAAUUGGGAUCCUUAUUUCAUGAUUAUUAUCUUUUAAAUAUCCGCCUUCCAGCUGACACUGACAGAAACAUUAAUCAGGGUUUAGGGCAUAUAACUGAUUUGUGGCUUACUGCUAUCAAUCAGAAUGGUGGAUUCACAAAGGUGUGGGUAAGUUUGAAGACCAUUUAUUUCCCAAUUGUCAUUUGUGUCCUUGCGUGGUACUGGAGAAGAGUAAACAUGCUUUCACGAUCACCUGCUCUCUUGGAAUAUUUGCUGUUAGCACUGGGCACAGCAUUAUCAUUUCUGAAUAUGCCUUUGGAGUACUUGACACUAGCCUAUGACAUGCCAUUUAUGCUUUUAUUGGGUGAUAUUAGACAAGGAGUAUUCUAUGCUACUCUUUUGUCUUUUUGGCUUGUAUUUGCGGGAGAACAUCUUAUGAUACAGGAAGGUGAACAAAGAAAUUCCUUAAAAUGUUAUUGGCGUCAUCUUUCUGCAGUAGGCAUUGGAUGCCUGUCAUUAUUUGUAUUUGAUAUGUGUGAACGUGGAGUACAAUUAAGAAAUCCAUUCUAUUCAAUAUGGGUUACAGAUUUGGGAACUAAAUUUGCUUUAUCAUUUAUAAUUUUAGCUGGGGUGUCGGCUGGUGUAUAUUUAAUUUUCUUAUCUUACAUGAUAUGGAAAGUAUUUAUGAAUAUUAGUGCAAAAAGAGCUGCAUUACCUAGUAUGAGUUCUGCAAGACGUCUACAUUAUGAAGGCGUAAUAUAUCGGUUUAAGUUUUUGAUGAUAGCAACCUUAUUGUGCGCUUCUUUAACUGUCAUUGGAUUCAUUCUUGGCCAAGUUGCUGAAGGUCAGUGGAAAUGGGAUGAAGAAAUACACUUAGAAAUGACAUCAGCAUUCUUUACUGGUGUAUAUGGCAUGUGGAAUAUUUAUAUUAUAGCACUGUUAUGUCUAUAUGCUCCUUCCCAUAAGCAAUGGCCUAUUGAACCAUCUGAAAAUAGUCUUAGCGAAGAAAUAGAAUUUUCACGUUUAUCAACAGAUCCCAAUGAAAUGUUAUCUCUGACUGCGUUCGCGCGAAAAACAGCUGUAGAAUGAAUAUCGUAAAUAUUUUACAAAGCACUAGAAAAGUGGCAAGUUGACCAGUCAAAACUUUUGUACUUAAAUUCGUCGGACUAUAAAUAUGGUUAAACUACGGUUUCUCAAUAUUUAUAAAAGACGGUGACUGAUAAUACUCUAAUAAGUAAUCAUUUCAUGCCAAAAUCAACUAUUUAUUAGGAUCAAUAUUUUUUAAGCUUCACUUUUAAAUACAACAUAACAUCUAAGGUGCGAUUUUUACAAAAAUAUUUAACUGAAUGUUUAGUGUUUUAAUAAUGCAGUGAAUCCAAAGUCAUUUCUAGAUUCAUCAUUAAUCUCAUUUAUAUACGUGAUUAUGAUAGGGUAACGUGUACUACGCAUAUUUCGUGGGACAUUCCAUUUUAGAUUUAAUCAACACCUACUGAAUAAGAUUCUUUUACACACUCGGACAUGAAACAGUCAUAAUACUAUUACCAUAAUUAUAAUAGCUACCCCUAACCCAACAAGUACUUUUAUGAACUUUCCUUUAAGGACGUGUAAUCUAUUCCGUCGUUUUAUAUACAUAUCAAUAUUGGGCAUUUAUUGACAUUUUUACGUGCAUUUCAUUUUCAUAGCGAUAGCGAUGUGUAUCCAACAUCCUUUUAGUCUGUGUUACUAUUAUAUAAAAAAAUAUCUUUUGGCAGUAUUAAGUUUUUCAGUAUAUUUUGUUUAAUUUUCAUCCAUUGUUUGAAUAAUUUUUUUACAUUUUUAUUUUCUAGGACAUACAUGCAUGGAAGUAAGAUUAAAAGAAAAAUGGUGCAAUAAAUCUCUAACAUUUUAAUAGAAAAUCUAGUGCACAUUAGUUACAUACAUAGAGUACUUAUACUUAAAACAGUAGGUCUAGUAUUUUCUAUGCCUACUAAUCUAUUUAAUGAAACAGAUCAAUCAAUAACGAUUUUGAUAGAAUAUUUUGUAUUGUAUAAUUCAUUGUUCUAUUUUUAAAUAAUUUUAUAAACGUGACAGGUCCAAUAUAUCAAUAAUACAAAAGAUUCAUAUUUUUAUGUGUCAUGACAUUAUACAAUUUUGGUGUAGUGUUUAAUUUAUUUACAUUUUUCUAAUGUAUCAAACAUUUUUAUAUUCACAAUUUUAUACAUUUUUUAAAUAAAUCAAUUUGUUAGAAAAGUAU
Nomia melanderi (Alkali bee) is the source of this 3129-nucleotide messenger RNA. RefSeq names its product Wnt ligand secretion mediator (gene wls). Gene Ontology annotation, molecular function: Wnt-protein binding. Gene Ontology annotation, cellular component: organelle membrane; endomembrane system. Gene Ontology annotation, biological process: Wnt protein secretion; intracellular protein transport; Wnt signaling pathway. Lineage: Eukaryota; Metazoa; Arthropoda; Insecta; Hymenoptera; Halictidae. The record is from RefSeq and is a predicted model, not a curated record.